Emiliania huxleyi CCMP1516 is the source of this 765-nucleotide messenger RNA. RefSeq lists its product as hypothetical. Gene Ontology annotation, cellular component: cytoplasm; nucleus. Bases 51 to 635 code for a protein of 194 amino acids. Lineage: Eukaryota; Haptophyta; Isochrysidales; Noelaerhabdaceae. The record is from RefSeq and is a predicted model, not a curated record. Gene Ontology annotation, molecular function: S-adenosylmethionine-dependent methyltransferase activity. The transcript is spliced from 2 exons.
GCGGCGCUCCGUCGCUCUCCGGCUCGGAUGUCCUCAACAUAGGCUUCGGGAUGGGGCUGUUCGACGAGGCAGCGCAGGCCCUCGGGCCUCGUUCGCACACCAUCGUCGAGGCGCACCCCGACGUGUGGGCCAACAUGCACGCCCGCGGCUGGGCGUCGCGGCCGCGCUGCGCUCUCGUCUUUGGCCGCUGGCAGGAGGCGCUGCCUCGGCUCGGCUUGUACGACGCCAUCUUCUACGACACGUUUGGCGAGGGCGUCGCCGAGUUCGACGCUUUCUGCGCGGUGCUGCCCGCGCUGCUCCGGCCCGGCGGCCGCUUCUCCUUCUUCAACGGCUUUUGCGCCCACUCCGCCCGCCUGCACACCUCGUUUGCCAUGCGCACGAGCGCGUGUCUCGGCGUCCUCGGCCUGCGGUGCCGCUUCCAACUUGUGCCGUGCGAGCCACCGGGCGAAGAGGGGUGGCGCGGAGUGAGCGGGAGGUACUGGACCUUUGAUAGCUACAUGCUGCCCGUGGCAACUCUGGACGAACCGUCGGAGUGUCGCGCGGACACGCCGCCGGACGCAGAGCCAGGGGGCCGAGCUGAGGCUGCGCGCAGGCCCAAUGGUGCCGAUAAUGCGAGGGUUGCUGCGCAAGGUUGAUGUGUACUGACAGUGCAGGAUGACAGUGGUAAGGGUGACAGGGUGUGCGGUUAUAGCUGCGCGCAAGAGAGUCGACAAGAGAGGUGCGGGUGCGCAUUCUAGAGUGAUGACAGAUGAGUGUGUACAGACU